CUCAGAAGUCUCUUGCGCCCACAAAAACCACCGCAGCUUGCCGCGUCCGAACACAUGGUGAGCUUCAAGCGAGUUGAUGUCAGCGAGCCCGAGCUCGCGGAGGAUUCGGUGGUGCAGGUGAAACGCUCCACAUUGAAGAAGACGGCUUUGGCAGUGGCCACUGUUGUUGUCCUUUGUGUGGGCAUUUUUGCUUGGUCCAAUGGCAGCCGCACUUGCAACAAUCUUGGAGCCUUGCAAGGGAAGUCCACUUUGGAUUUGGAUUCAGCCAUCCGCACCAGGAGUCAACAGCUCAUUGAGGCCACGAAGAAGAAUCAGACCUUGGCGGACGACAUGAUCAUGAAGACCAUGGUGAAUGCAGGUCACAAGAUCGAGGAGCACUGGGAGAAGCACCACAUUCGCAAGUUGGACACUUUGACCACCAUCCGAAAGGUGAAAGGAUUCCGGCAAGGGCAAAAGGUCAAACUCGCUGGAAAACAAGAGUGUGUCUUCAACGUCUUGGAGGCAUUUGUCUCAGCAGUGGGUAUGGGCGAUGACAUCAAUGCCAUCAUUCGCACUUGCCCGGCACCUCGUGAUGGCGAGUCUGAGUUGGCUUGCCAGGUGAACGGUGCCAUCUUGGGGGCUUGGGUGGGAAACCUGGCAACCAAGCUGGCCUUGGCAGCUAGCAAUUGUGCCCUGAGCAUCAAUGUGGAUGCCAUUUGCUCUGCUGGCAUCACAGGUUUGGUGUCAGGCCUGGGAGAGAUUGCAGCUGGAGCUUCUUUGGGUGCAGCCACAUGUACCGGAACUCCGCCACAAUUGACCACCACCAAGAUCAGCGUCCUGGGAGAUCAAACCGUCCGAGAUGGCCGACGUUUGCUGAUCGGGGAAGGCCCUGUGGGCAACGGCGUGCAGUGUGGUGUGGAUGUGGGCAUGGUGGCAGCCAACAUUGCAAACAUGGGUCUUGCCAUCAACAAGGCCGUGAAUGUGAACAAGUGCAAAGCGAGCACCUUCCGUUCACCAUUGAACGUGGUCAAGGGCCUCCAAGAGUCACUUUGCACCGUCGACAUUGGUGGUGCUGUGGCCUACAUCGGUCAGGUUGUGACCUUCAUCAAUCUCAUCGUGCUUCACUGCCAGGAUUUCUUGGACAUCAAUGCACUUUGCGCCGGUUCCAUUGCCGCCAUCACCACGGGAGCGGCGGCCAUCGCGCCCUACGGUGCCGCGGUGCAUGCGGCGUGCGCCAACAACCAUUUCUUGAAAACACCCAAGAGUCAGGGCUGCCGCAUCCUCGACGCCUCGAUGAAGAUAUGACGACCCGUUCGUUGAAGGAGAGUUUGGCUGUCAUUGAAGCCAACCGUGAGAAGUUGGAAGAGCUCAAGACAGUGGUUGACGUCCCAAAGGCUGGCAACACGGAGGCUGACAUUGAGACUCUCUUGAACCUCAUGGGCAGCGAGGACAAGCCGCGUGCUGCCUGGCCCUUUGAAUGCUAGAUGCGCUUGGGCCGCAUGCAGGUGGCCGUGAUGGCUCCGAUCUGUCGCCUACUGAAAUGUAGGGAAGAUCGUGUCAGAUGCUGAACUGCAACUGGCCAGAAUUCAUUGCUGACUGUUUGAUGACUUUUCAGAUUACUAGCGGCACUAGCGAACAUAGUUCGAAUUGAUUCAAAAUUGAAAAUCCCAGUGUUUUGGAGCACUUGCUCGGCAUUGCU
Cladocopium goreaui is the source of this 1678-nucleotide messenger RNA. NCBI's taxonomy places the organism in Eukaryota, Dinophyceae, Suessiales, Symbiodiniaceae. The record is from the annotation of a GenBank genome assembly.